AUGACGAGUUAUUUUCAUAUCUCUUAUCUCUUAUCUCUCUCCCGCCAGUUCCGCUACAAGCGCCGCGUGUAUUCCCAGCCCCUGCUGGACGACAAACAGUUCGCCAAGCUGCACACCAAGGCGAAUCUGAAGAAAUUCAUGGAGUACGUGCAGAUGCUGAACUCGGAGAAGGUUUGCAGGCUGCUGGAAAAGGGGCUGGAUCCCAACUUCCACGAUCCCGACACCGGAGAGUGCCCGCUGACGGCGGCGGCGCAGCUGGAGCUCAGCGCCGAGAUGAUCAAAGCGCUCCGCAAUGGCGGCGCCCACCUGGAUUUCCGGACCCGCGAGGGAAUGACGGCGCUGCACAAAGCCGUGAGGUGUCGGAAUCACGCGGCCCUGCUGACGCUGCUGGAUCUGGGAGCAUCCCCGGACUACAAGGACAGCCGGGGGCUGACCCCGCUGUACCACAGUGCCAUGGUGGGGGGAGACCCCUACUGCUGCGAGCUGCUGCUGCACGACUACGCCCGCCUGGGCUGCGUGGACGAGAACGGCUGGCAGGAGAUCCACCAGGCCUGUCGCUACGGACACGUGCAGCACCUGGAGCAUCUCCUGUUCUACGGAGCGGACAUGACGGCGCAGAACGCCUCAGGAAACACCGCCCUGCACAUCUGCGCCCUCUACAACCAGGAAAGCUGUGCCCGGGUUCUCCUCUUCCGAGGCGCCAGCAAGGAAAUCCGGAAUUACAACAGCCAGACGGCAUUCCAGGUGGCCAUCAUUGCAGGGAAUUUCGAGCUGGCGGAAAUCAUCAAAACCCACAAAGAGUCCGAUGUUGUGCCUUUCCGAGUAACUCCCAACACUUGGGCCGUGCCCGGCCGCAAGUUCAUCGUGGUGAAGAGCUACGCGCCGCAGGGUGAUGGCGAGAUCCAGCUCAACCGCGGGGAGGCCGUCAAGGUGCUGAGCAUCGGUGAGGGCGGAUUUUGGGAAGGCUCCGUGAAGGGCAGGAGCGGCUGGUUCCCGGCGGAAUGCGUGGAGGAGGUGCAGAUGCGCCAGUAUGACUCCAGGCAAGAAACCAGGGAAGACCGGACCAAGCGGCUUUUCCGGCACUACACCGUCGGAUCCUACGACAACUUCACCUCCCACAGUGACUACAUCAUCGAGGAGAAGACGGCCGUGCUGCAGAAACGGGAGCAUGAGGGCUUCGGCUUCGUCCUGCGAGGGGCCAAAGCUGAGACUCCGAUCGAGGAGUUCACGCCCACGCCGGCAUUCCCAGCGCUGCAGUACCUGGAAUCCGUGGAUGUGGAAGGAGUUGCCUGGAGAGCGGGAUUGCGCACGGGGGACUUUCUGAUUGAGGUGAGCUCCUCAUGGAAUUCCGCUCCUUUCCCCAGGAAUUUGGGGAAUUUCCCCGGAAUGUUGGAAUUCUCUGGGUAUGGAUCAGGAGGAUCCAGAAUCCUCCAGCCACCACUGCCACCCGCUGCCACCCUCUGUCACCCCCUGCCCCCCCGUCACCGCUGUCCCCAGGGCUGGCACCCCGUGCCCGGCCGAGGGGCUCCCCCCGAGGCGGCGCCGCCCGCGCGGGCUGCGCGGCCUCCCCUGCGCCAGCGCUGCUUCCAGCGGGGCUCGGGGGAUUCGGGGGAUUUGGGGAUUUGGGGUGUUCAGCCGCAGAUGGAGCGGACGCGCUCUGUGGGAAGCGCUGUCGGGUACGCGCUCGGGGACGGCUCCAGCUGGAGCCUGCGGGUGGCAGCGGCAGCGCGGGGACACCCCGGGGACAUCCCGGUGCCAUCUGUCACCUGCAGCCCGCCCAGAACCGCCCCCAGGCCGCGAGGUUUCCGUGCGGAGCGAUCCCGGCUGGGCUCGGCUCCCGGGGAGCGGCGGGGGGGGAUUUGGGAUCGGAGGUGGGGCUGGGGGGAGGAGGUGGAAAUGGAGAUGCCCUAA
Ficedula albicollis (Collared flycatcher) is the source of this 1911-nucleotide messenger RNA. RefSeq names its product SH3 and multiple ankyrin repeat domains 3 (gene SHANK3). NCBI's taxonomy places the organism in Eukaryota, Metazoa, Chordata, Aves, Passeriformes, Muscicapidae. Bases 1 to 1911 code for a protein of 636 amino acids. Gene Ontology annotation, molecular function: ionotropic glutamate receptor binding; synaptic receptor adaptor activity. The transcript is spliced from 17 exons. The record is from RefSeq and is a predicted model, not a curated record. Gene Ontology annotation, cellular component: postsynaptic membrane; dendritic spine; postsynaptic density.